This is a messenger RNA of Symbiodinium necroappetens, 1275 nucleotides long. The record is from the annotation of a GenBank genome assembly. NCBI's taxonomy places the organism in Eukaryota, Dinophyceae, Suessiales, Symbiodiniaceae.
AUGAAGGCGACAGCGCAAGCUCCACGACCUGACACCAUCGAGGAUUGGUUUCUUCUAGUUCCACAUCUGCUCUCAGAGGAGGGUUGGCAGAAACUCGUCCAGAAGCCUUCCUCCGCACUCCUGCAAUCCAGCAGUCCUUGGGGUGACACUUUGAUCAAGUACGUGCUUCACGACGUUGUGGUCCUACAUCCUCCAGAAGAUCCCGCCUACUUGUUGGUCCGGCCAGAAACAAGAGCGUGGAGCUGUGCCUGCGAGCCUGAUCCAGCAAAUUUGGAAGAGAUUCGUGAAGUAAGAGAAAUCCUCGGUCCAGGGGCAUGCUUCGAGAAGUACUGGACGAACUGGCCAUGGAUCCGGCUUUGUGACAGUUUGUUUGGCAUCCUACACUCGCAACACCUGUGUGGCAACCUAUGUUUUGGGCAUACAGCACUGCCCGUGACAACAAUUGAGCGGGUAAGACGGAACUUGCCAGAGAAGGGUGACUGCUCUCUCACUUGGAGCGAUCAAAGCAACCCUUUGGUGUGCACGUUGCUUUGUCGCAUGCAUAAGACUGGGAACUACACGAUGCAUUUUGUCAUGGGUACCUUAGCACCCUUCCAGAUGCCCGUUUGGGCAGCUGAUGCUCUUCGACUCGUAUUAGAUGCCUUCAGAAGCCAGGCUAUUUGCUACUUGAACAGGCCACAGCUUAUCCUGGAGCGGGAGAGGGAUAGGACGCUCUACAUGGUGCUCAACAUGACCAGCUUUGGCAGCAGGCCACCUAUGAUCCCUGCUCUGGGUGAGGAGACGAGCGUCACGGGGCAGCCGACCAACAUCGAGGCUGGCAACGAGUUGGGGCUCUCAACGUGGGUUGCUUACGACCCCGCCAUGAUGGGCAAUGAUGCGUUCCGCUUGUCGGAGUACCUCUGCCUGUUCUUCCGAAGAAUCAGUGUGCAUGUACACACGUAUCAAUCUCUGGAUGGGCAAGAGUUGCUGCCGUAUCAGUGUGUGGUGCCGCGGGAGGAAUGGUACAUGGCCAGAGACCGCUUCAAGGCAACAUUUGCUCUACAGAAAACUGCGUACCGGCGUGCCAACGGUGGAUCAACACCGAGGUUGGUCGAGGACGGCACACCACGCUUUUGUCGUGAAGUGGUCGCAAGCUGUCAGAAUCAGGCUAAACAUGAAACGGACUUCUGUGAGCUAGUGGUGCACAAGACCUUCCUCGAACUCCCAGACGACGUGGGACUUGGCAUGGGCUUUCAAGAUAGAAGACGCUGUCGCUCAGUAUCACCUGUUCGCUAA